AUGGCCACGCUGAGCCAGGGCCGCCUGGAGGGAAGAGAAUUAAAACGAGGAAUUCUCCAAGACUCUUCUUCUUCCCCCAAACUGGACAGAUACAAAAUAGCAAGACAAUUAACGGAAAAAGCCAUCAAGGAAAAGAAGAUUUUUUCCAUCUACGGACAUUACCCUGUGAUCCGGGCUGCACUGCGGAGGAAGGGCUGGGUGGAGAAGAAGUUCCACUUCCUGCCCAAGGCCCUUCAGAAUAACAAAGGUACUGUGAUCAAAGAAAACCAGGACAUGGUGGUGGAGAGAACAGAUGACAUCCACGAGGUGAUGUCUAGGUUGGUAAAGAACGAGAUGCCUUAUCUUCUCUGGACUAUCAAAAGGGACGUCAUUGACUACCACAGCCUGAACGGUGACCAGAUGCUGAACCACUUUGGGAAGACAGCAUCGUUCACCACGAAGAUUGGGCUGUGUGUCAACAUGCGGAGCCUGCCGUGGUACGUCCAAGCGAACCCCGACUCCUUCUUCCCACGCUGCUAUGGCCUCUGCACUGAGAGCGAGAAGCAGGAAUUCUUGGACGACUUCCGGCGCACAGUGGCUUCCAGCAUUCUCAAGUGGGUCGUCAGCCACCAGAACCUCAGCAGGGCCAGGGCCAGGAGCAGGAAGGAGGAGUCCAAGACCAGCGACCCCAGCAUCAAGAAAGAUCCUGAGAACACUGACAACAGGUUCCUGGGCCUCCCGGGCCAGCUGGUGGACGCGGCGUGCCGGGUGUGCCAGGCCUACCUGGGGCAGCUGGAGCACGAGGACAUUGACGAUGCGGAGGAGGGCUCCGAGAACCUCUCCGAGGCCGAGUGGAACGACCUGAUCCAGCAGUACUACUCCCUGGUCCAUGGUAAUGCCUUCAUCUCUGACUCGAGAAGCUACUUCUCACAGUGCCAGACUCUGCUGAGUAGAAUCACCUCUGUGAACCCCCAGACAGAGAUCGACGGGUUUCGGAACAUCUGGAUCAUCAAGCCAGCAGCCAAGUCCCGGGGCCGAGACAUAGUGUGCAUGGACCGCGUGGAGAGCAUCCUGGAGUUGGUGGCUACGGAGCACACAGCCACCAAGGACAACAAGUGGGUGGUGCAGAAGUACAUCGAGACGCCGCUGCUCAUCUACGACACCAAGUUUGACAUCCGGCAGUGGUUCCUGGUCACUGACUGGAACCCCCUGACCAUUUGGUUCUACAAGGAGAGCUACCUGCGCUUUUCCACACAGCGCUUCUCCCUGGACAACCUGGACAGUGCCAUCCAUUUGUGCAACAACUCCAUCCAGCGGCGGCUGAAGAAUGACAAGGAACGCAGCCCGCUACUGCCCGGGCACAACAUGUGGACCAGCUCCCGCUUCCAGGAGUACCUGCAGAAGAGGGGCCGCGGGGCCGCGUGGGGCAGCAUUAUCUACCCAUCCAUGAAGAAAGCCAUCACCAACGCCAUGCGGGUAGCCCAGGACCACGUGGAGCCCCGGAAGAACAGCUUCGAGCUCUACGGUGCUGAUUUCAUUCUCGGGCGAGACUUCAAGCCCUGGCUGAUCGAGAUCAACUCCAGCCCCACCAUGCACCCAUCCACGCCUGUCACGGCCCAGCUCUGCGCCCAGGUGCAGGAGGACACCAUCAAGGUUGUUGUGGACCGAAAGUUGGACAGAAACUGUGACAUCGGCAACUUUGAGCUUCUGUGGAGACAACCUGUGGUGGAGCUACCCCCCUUCAGUGGGUCCGACCUCUACGUGGAAGGAAUCAGUGUGAGCAAAGCCAAGAAGUCAAUGCCCCACCUCACCACCUUCAACUUAGACUUGCUCUCAGAAGCACAGACUCUGAAGGUGCAGGGCUUGUGGCCCAGGCCAGACUCAGUGGGGGCAUUGGCCUGCACAGCCACGCAGGAGGACUGGAAACGGGAGACUUCCAGGGUUUCCCCCAGCUGGACCACGCUGGUGCCGAAGUCAGCUGAGAGGAGCUGUCACUCGAGGUCCAUUCACGCGUUCCCUGCCUGUAACCCCCCACGAGCAGAGAGCAAGGCCUCCAAGAGUAGCCUGGCCAAAGCCCAGCCCACCAAACCCUUGGACCCAAACUUACUGAGUGUGCAUGCUCUGGUGCCUGUGCUGCAGACGAUGAGGACGGUGGAGAACGCCCUGUCUCAGCCUACCAAAGCACCAGUGCUGCCGCGGGACCUGCGAGCGCCCUGCCUGGUGUGCCGAAGCUCGCUGCCGCCGGCCGGGCCCUGCAAGCGCUGCCGCUCCUUCUGCGCCUCGGUGCUGCAGGGCGCCUCCUUCGUGCCACUCGGCAACGGGCAGCCGGGCAGCCCGUGGAGCCCGUGACCAGGACCUGGACCGGGGCCGGACCGGGACCGGACCGAGGCGAGCCAGGCCCCCGCGGCCCCAGAGCGAGGCUCUGGGAAACCUACGCAUAGAUGAGGGACCUUGUAUACAGAG
Dipodomys ordii (Ord's kangaroo rat) is the source of this 2442-nucleotide messenger RNA. It is a transcript of the gene Ttll8, whose product is annotated as tubulin tyrosine ligase-like family member 8. Gene Ontology annotation, biological process: cilium movement; protein polyglycylation; cilium assembly. NCBI's taxonomy places the organism in Eukaryota, Metazoa, Chordata, Mammalia, Rodentia, Heteromyidae. Gene Ontology annotation, molecular function: protein-glycine ligase activity, initiating. The coding region runs from base 1 to 2328 and encodes 775 amino acids. The transcript has 13 exons. Gene Ontology annotation, cellular component: cilium. The record is from RefSeq and is a predicted model, not a curated record.